UCUCCCCAAAGUGGAUCCAACAUUACCAUGCUACGUUAAUCAGCUCUCGGUAGAACUGAUCACGCAUAUCUUUGCUCUUCUCGAUCCAAUGACAUUGACCGAGAUUGCAAGAGUGUGUCACUACUGGCGUCGCGUGGUCACCGACGAAAGCUGCUAGACGCAUUUCUGGCGUACUUUGGCAUGCUUCCUUACAAACGCUCCAUGCUCAACAGCUGGAAAUCCGAAUACAUUUUCCGUAGUCAUCUCAUUCGGAAAUGGGAGAAAGGAAGAGGCGCUAUCCUUCGAUUCAGCCCAAAGAUCGGUUCCUUGGAUACCAUGUUUGUUGAUUUCGAUCAUGCUUCCAUGGUGGCCGCCAGUGCGGAACAGGGAUUAGCUGUACGGUGCAAUCCUACCACAGGAAAAUUGGACAAACAAUUGCUUUUCAGCACCGAUGAUAAUGUUCCUCUAGGCGUUAAUGCGCUGAAAAUGAACAGUCACCGUAUCUUGUGGGGUUUCAAUGCUGGAUUCAUCACCAUGUCCACUUGCCGAAAAAUGUAUACCGGAAGGCAGCUAAGGGUGUUUUCUCAGUUUCAUCAUGGCCCAGUCACCGCGCUUGCUCUUCCUUCAUUUUCCGAUCAUUCGAUCCUUAGUGCUGGUGAGGACAGCGUCAUCAAGAUCUGGGACACUCGCACUGCCACAUCCAUUGUGAACUUGAACGGUGUUGCGUCCAAACCGGUGUGUCUAAACGUCAGUCCUACGUAUGUCAUUGCAGGCUAUGCGAAUGGGGAUAUUGUCGUGUGGGACAUUGAAUUGGAAAAGGAAGUUGAGCGAUUUGCCGACCGUCUUGAAGAAGCGUACCAGGAUGUUGUCACUGUUCGAGCGACACAGCAAAAUCCAUCGUUUGAACGCCGAGUGAUUUCGGCUCCGGGAAGUCAUGCCUCGGUAACCUGUAUCAAGGACGAUCCAGCCUCUAGCGUAGUGAUUGUCAGUUAUGAGAAUACGCGUUCGGUUUACAAGUAUGAUAUCAAGACGGGUCGACUCUUGGCCACUUUUGGCCACGGACACACGGUCGGGACUGUUUCAUGCAUGAAAUGGGACAUGGCACCUCCAAAGGAAACCGGUUCAUUGAAGCCGUAUUCGAAGCCAAUGGCGGCAAGGAUUAAACGUCAAGGCUCAACCUCCAGUUUUUCCGCGCCAUCCAUCUCGCCAUCAUCAUCAGCAAGUAAGCCGUCCUAUCGAAACAAACGAUUGCUCGUGACAGGUGAUACCGCUGGCACAAUUUGUAUGUGGGACGGCGAUGCGGUGGCGGACAGAGGUGGCAUCGUGAAACCACUCAAGACAUUGUACGGCCACACGGCGGCCAUCAGUGCCCUGUAUGUGGAUGCCUGCAAGAUCGUUAGUGGCGCAGAUGAUGGCUGGAUUCGUAUUUGGGAUCCCUUGACAGGGCUGAACAUCAAUACACUCGGAAACAAGAUUGCCAAACAUGCACCGGUUGAUCGGUCCGAUGUGAACAUUAUGCGAGUAAAGAAUAUCUGGUGUAAUGAUUUCCAAGGAGUGGCGACCAUUGGUCACGAUGUGAAAUCGUGGGAUUUCUCAUCUGAUAAACAACUGCUGGCACGUCGUCAACUCCGUCCCAAAUCAAAGAGUUCAUCGACGUUGUCGGCCAACGUGAGCCAGUAUGAACUUAGGCAGGAACUGAAGGAAUCCAAAGCCACUUUGCAGGAAGAAAAACAAGAACGUGAUCGUGCUGCUAAACUGCUUCACAAGUUAACCUUGGGCGGAUUGUCAGACGAGGAAAUGCUGGAGUAUGCGCUGAUGUUAUCCAAAGAGGAAGCAGCAGAAACAUUUUCGCCAGAGGAAGCAUCGCGAACGACCCCUACGUUUACACAAGAAGAUUACAUUGACGAAAAUGAUCAAGAUCUUGUAAACGCCUUGAUUGCCAGUUUAUCCGUGGACGAUGCAACGGCAACCGAGCCAUCAUCCGCAAAUACACCACCAGAUGCGCCCCAAGCAGCCCCCUGUAUGUCCCAAAUUAGAGCUGAAAGUGCGAAUACCGAGCUAUCCGCGGCAGAUGGGACGCUUCAUGGCGGUCUAUCGAGAGACGAUUAUAUCGAUGAUGAAGAUGACGAAGCACUGCAAUAUGUGUUGAGACUCAGUCGAGGUGAUUUGUAAUCUAUUCCUUCCCUUUGCACUGCCUCAUUUUCUUGUGUUUUUGUUUUUUUUGAUACCUCAACAAGCUAUAUAAUGUUUUUCUUUCUUGCUG
Messenger RNA from Radiomyces spectabilis, 2242 nucleotides. RefSeq names its product WD40-repeat-containing domain protein. Bases 181 to 2151 code for a protein of 656 amino acids. The transcript has 9 exons. The record is from RefSeq and is a predicted model, not a curated record. Gene Ontology annotation, molecular function: protein binding. Lineage: Eukaryota; Fungi; Mucoromycota; Mucoromycetes; Mucorales; Radiomycetaceae.